AUGGGGCAACAGGUUAAGUGGCCUCCAAAGAUGAAAGCACCUGACUCGUUCCGGAACCCGGAACUUUGGUGCGACUUCCACCGCGAUCAUGGCCACAAAACCGAAGACUGUAUCGCCCUGAGGAUCGAGGUCAACGAACUACUCCAAAAGGGGCAUCUCCGAGAAUUCCUCUCAGAGAAAGCCAAGGCCCAUCUCAGCAAAGAGACAGCGGGGAAAUCCAAAGGAGCCGCACCAGCCUCACCACCUCGCCAAGAUCGGGUGAUCCAUGUCAUAUCCGGAGGCUCAGAAGUAAGCAGAGUGAGCCACGCAACCGCAAAGAAAAGCACCCGCAACGCUAAGCAUGGACUGGAAACGACCCAACCGAAGCGCCUACUUCUAGGCACCGACGAGAUAAGCUUUGCAGCUAAGGAGCAAGAGAAGAUCCUAGCUCUCCACCAUGAUGCUCUAGUUAUCUCUCUCACCGUAGCAAAUUUCCUGGUGAAAAGAAUACUAGUAGACAACGGCAGCUCCAGCAACAUUAUCUUCCAGACGGCGUACCAAGAUCUCGGGUUGGAGGAGAGCACCCUGACGCGCAAGGUAAUCCCACUCAUUGGGUUCAGCGGCGAGGUCAAGCAAACCACCGGAGAAGUUAUCCUCCCAGUAUACGCUGAAGGGGCCAACAUGUCUACCAAAUUCCUGGUCGUAGAUUGGCAAUCGGCAUACAACAUGAUCUUGGGACGACCCUGGAUUCACAACAUGGGAGCGGUCCCUUCAACCCUUCAUCAGAUGGUGAAGUUCCCUACACCCUGA
Brassica oleracea var. oleracea is the source of this 789-nucleotide messenger RNA. RefSeq lists its product as uncharacterized. The transcript has a single exon. NCBI's taxonomy places the organism in Eukaryota, Viridiplantae, Streptophyta, Magnoliopsida, Brassicales, Brassicaceae. Bases 1 to 789 code for a protein of 262 amino acids. The record is from RefSeq and is a predicted model, not a curated record.